AUCUGUGUCGGGCCCGGCGCUUGGACUUCCUCACCUCUCUGGGGUCUCAUUUUGGGCCACGUGGUCCGGGCCUCGGGAGACCCCGCCCCCUAGGCCCAAGUCGCUAAUUCCAGGGGUCUACGCUCCCUCUUCUCCGCCCCUGGCCUCGGACCGCCCAUCAGACUCCGCCCCAAGUCUCUUCUUUCCAGCCUCCGGCCUAGGGCCGUUUGGUCCCUGGGCUGCCCCGCCCCCGGAGAAGAUGGCGCUGCGAGCGGCCAGGAGCGUGCGGGUCACGGCCUCGUCCCUGUGGGCAGCAUUCGCAACUCAGACCCCGGGAUCCCUGGCCUCGCUCCCGGCCGUCCCCGCGCGCAUCCGGGCUCGCCUCGGCCCAGGAUCCCUUCCCUUCCCCAGGGCUGGGGCUUCUCGAGGCCUCUGCACCAGCGCCCUGCGACUCGCCGUUCGAAAAUUCACAGACAAGCAUGAAUGGAUAUCAACUGAAAAUGGAAUUGGAACAGUGGGAAUCAGCAAUUUUGCACAGGAAGCAUUGGGAGAUGUAGUUUACUGUAGUCUUCCAGAAGUUGGAACAAAAUUGAACAAACAAGAUGAGUUUGGAGCUUUGGAAAGUGUGAAAGCUGCCAGUGAGCUCUAUUCUCCACUAACAGGAGAAGUAACUGAAAUUAAUGUAGCUCUUGCAGAAGACCCAGGACUUGUCAACAAAUCUUGUUAUGAAGAUGGUUGGCUGAUCAAGAUGACUCUGAGCAACCCUUCAGAACUUGAUGAACUGAUGAGUGAGGAUGCUUAUGAAAGAUACAUAAAAUCUAUUGAGGACUGAACAUUGGACCCCCAAAUAAAUUAGCAUAAGAACAUAGCCCCAUAUAGUUUUGUCCUAAAUUAGCAGUAUAUGGAAGGUUAGCAAUUUUUAACACUUCUGAAACACCAUGGCAUAGAAAAAAAUUUAACUACUCAAAAAUGACUGGAUAAAAAUGCUUUUACUAUAUGCAUCUUUUGCACAAUUUCUUCCUAGUAAUUUUUAGUGUCCGUCUAGUUCUGAAUUCAUUGCAUCAUGUAUUGUGAAAAUGAAUUCUCAGACCCUGUACUUCAAAGCUAGCAUUUUAUCUGUAAAAAGCUUUAAAUCAGUAAUGUUCAUUCAACUCCAUCCAUUACCAGUUUUGUUCAAAAUACAUUUGGUUUUCUGUCCAUGGGAAUAAUUUACUGAGAUUGGUUAGCUGGCUGGUGUCAGAUGAAAAGCAAUACCAACUUAAUUUCUGAAUAAACUGCUUGGCUGAAGCUAUUUUAUACAGAUGAAGCUUCAACCUUGUAGCAGAAUAGUUAAUGAAAUUUAAUAAAACUUUUUUAAAACUCUGA
Antechinus flavipes (yellow-footed antechinus) is the source of this 1344-nucleotide messenger RNA. It is a transcript of the gene GCSH, whose product is annotated as glycine cleavage system protein H. The transcript has 5 exons. Gene Ontology annotation, biological process: protein lipoylation; glycine decarboxylation via glycine cleavage system. The coding region runs from base 239 to 811 and encodes 190 amino acids. The record is from RefSeq and is a predicted model, not a curated record. NCBI's taxonomy places the organism in Eukaryota, Metazoa, Chordata, Mammalia, Dasyuromorphia, Dasyuridae. Gene Ontology annotation, cellular component: glycine cleavage complex; mitochondrion; cytoplasm.